This is a messenger RNA of Myotis davidii, 3535 nucleotides long. RefSeq names its product calcitonin receptor (gene CALCR). The transcript is spliced from 14 exons. Gene Ontology annotation, biological process: positive regulation of cytosolic calcium ion concentration; cell surface receptor signaling pathway; adenylate cyclase-activating G protein-coupled receptor signaling pathway. Gene Ontology annotation, molecular function: calcitonin receptor activity; amylin receptor activity. The record is from RefSeq and is a predicted model, not a curated record. Lineage: Eukaryota; Metazoa; Chordata; Mammalia; Chiroptera; Vespertilionidae. Gene Ontology annotation, cellular component: axon; plasma membrane. The coding region runs from base 262 to 1803 and encodes 513 amino acids.
GUCUGGAGAACUUUGCGCACUGCUCACAGCGGAGCCAGGAAGGCUAGGCGCCUGGAAGGACAGGCAGCCCCCCACAUUUUGGGUGGGCUGCGCCGCUUGGCCGGCGGACCUGCCUGGGUCGGAGAGGUGCGCACCGUCGGCGCCUCGCCCAGCACCUGGCCUCCCCGGCAGCCGCUGAGCGCUGGAGUUCCAGAGUCUGGAGGCACUACCUGAGCAUCCCCUGCCCUUCUGCCCAGCUGAGUCCAGCUGCCCAGCGAAAGCAUGAAAGGAAAUAAAAAAUCGACUUCAAAAGUAACCAUGCGGAUCCCAUAUAGCACUCGCUGGUGCUUAAUAUUCUUCAUCUUCAUGAAUUUUCCAACCCUUCUUGCCUCUGUUCAAAGCAAAAUCACCGCUCCAAAAGCGGAGGACUCAUUUCUGGUCAGAUUAGGAAAAUGGAAAAUGCGCAUUGCAGAGGCCAAAUGCCUACACCGAAUGGAAAAGCUGCCCCCAUACCAAGGAGAAGGUCUGUAUUGUGAUCGCAUGUGGGAUGGAUGGCUGUGCUGGGAUGACACACCGGCUGGAAAAACAGUCACUAAGCAAUGCCCAGAUUAUUUUCCCGACUUCGAUACAACAGAGGUGGCUGUAAAACACUGUGAAAUAAAUGGAACUUGGGAACUAACUGCUGACAUGAAUGAAACCUUGACCAACUACAGUAUGUGUUAUGCUUUCUCCGAUGAAAAAAUGAAGCAUGCUUACAUGAUGUUCUACGUGGCUGUUGUGGGACACUCUGUUUCUCUUCUCACCUUGACAAGUUCGCUGGGGGUUUUCCUGCGUUUCAGGAAUCUUGCCUGCCAACGGGUUACCAUGCAUAAGCACAUGUUUCUGACUUACAUUCUGAAUUCUAUUGGUGUCCUCGUCCACCUGACCCAAGUGGUCCCCAAAAUUGAGUACGUGAACUCGGAUCCGCUGAGCUGCAAGAUUCUGAAUUGUAUCAACCAUUACUUGAUGUUAUGCAAUUAUUUCUGGAUGCUCUGUGAAGGGAUCUAUCUGCACAAACUCCUUGUGGUGAACGUGUUCAAUGGGGAACAAAACAUGAAGUGGUAUUAUCUCUUGGGCUGGGGGUUCCCGGUGGUGCCAACUAUAACCCAUGCUAUUGCCAGGCUGAAGCGCUUCAAUGACAGCUGCUGGAUGAGUGUGGAAACCUAUCUGGUUUACAUCAUCCAUGGCCCUAUCAUGGCAGCACUGACGGUCAACUUCUUCUUUCUGCUCAACAUCCUCCGUGUGCUUGUGAAGAAGAUUAAGAAUGACCGUCAGCACGACGGCAGACGUUACCUGAAGGCCGUGAAGGCCACCCUGUUCCUAGUGCCCCUGCUGGGAAUCCAGUUUGUGAUCUUACCCUGGAGGCCUCACACCAAGAUUCCUGCCCGAGUCUAUGACUACGUGAUGCACUUUCUGAGUCAUUUCCAGGGAUUCUUCGUUUCGAUGAUUUACUGCUUCUACAACACCACUGUCCAAGAAGCCCUGAUACGCCGUUUGCAACUGUGCAAAAUCCGCUGGGAGCAGCGCAACGGAUACGCCAACCGCCGGCAGAAAUACAAUAUUAUGCUGGCAGCUCUGGCUGCAGCUGCGGCUGCAACCAAUGCCGAUCCUGGUGAUAUCCCCGUGUGCAUCUGCCACCGAGAGCCGAGGAACCACGCAGCUGCCAACAACCUGGAGGGGAACAACAAUGACGUCCAAUACGAAGUUGAAGCCGAAAUCAACCUGGGCGAGGAGAUUCACGAGAUCAUCCCGUUGGAAAUCUUAGAGCAGGAGUCAUGCGCUUAAAUGUAAAGCAAAUACAGCAUCAUGAUCUCUGAGGCUUCACAUCCUGGGAGAAAGUCCACCCAUGCGUUUAAAGUGAUCACCAUCCUCCCAGGAGUCAGAUAUAUCAUUUGUGAAGAAUUGUUAAGUGAUUUUAUCCAUAGUGAAUCUGAAGAAUGUUCUUCUUGGUACUAUUGCUAUGGGAGACGGUCUAAGGAAUGGAGUCUCCCACUGCCAACACUUGUAAAUUCCAUCUUUCAUCUAGGACUGAAAUGCAGGUGUAAUGCAAGCAAGGUGUCCAAGGAAAACAAUUAAAUUGACCUAAUUCAGAUCCAGGGUGCUCAUUGUAAAAUCUUGAGCCAUUUCUACCUUUAAAAAUCAAAAUCACUGUCAAUAUUUUCACUUUUAACUCUAAAAUUUGAAUUAGAAUAUUUCUGUAUUUGGCUAUGGAUCUAAACUUCUAAUCUAUUUCAAUCAAUUCCGAUGUUACUCAGAUGUUUUACCAUCCACACCACGUAAACCACACAAAUUACAACAGGACCUCCACAAGACAAAGAGGCUUUCUCAUAUAGAGAUGACCAAGAAUGUAGGGGAAAGAUCUGUACUUGGCAGGAAAACGUAAUGCUUUGAAUGAAAAAAAAAAUUUUUAAGUCAAUUUGCUCGAAACAUUAGAUGGGCCGAUUUAUGAAUUGGUUUGUUCAUAUUGUAUGCUCAGCCUGGUUUUGGAUAAUCCUGUCCACUGGGCAGCCCUCACUUUUGUAAGGAAUUGGCCUUCAUGUUGAAUAUGCUUUAGUUGCUGACAUUUACAAAUUGGGAGGUCACAAAGAACCCUUUGCUAAAUUUUUCACAAAACUGCCAAAAAUGUAAUUCCUAAUGGAAGAGGAUAUUCUCUUUAAAGAGAUUUCUCUACUUGCCUAAAUUCUAAGAUUUGUAAAGCAAACCAUUCCAAAUUUUAUAAAGCCAAUUACCUCACCCUUGGGUGCUAUCUAGCAGUAAAAGAUAAUUCGAAUUGAUAACUCAUCCUAAAAGUCUAUUAACUGCCAUCCACUCAGCUUCACAGCUUAAUAAGAUCCCAGUCUUUCCCAGGAAGACUCAAGACGGCUGAUUAGAAAUCAGUUUCUGGUUGACCUCUGUUUGCAAUGAUUAGCCAAACCAGAGGAGGAAAAAAAUAUGUAACCACUACAAGUUUAACCAUAUUCAAAUUUAUUUAAAAUAAAUGUAGUUUCUCAUUGAAGCCCAAAAUUAUAUUCCCAUAUCUCUCUUUACAUCCUCAGUAUAAUAUCUUCAAAAAUCCCUGAGUAAAUCAGUAUCAUUAAUGGCACCUGAAAUUAAUAUGUGAAUUUGCCACAGUAAUCAGAGUGAUCAUUAUUCAAUUGGUAUGCUAAGUGAGGAGAUACAUCGAAACCCUGCAAAUUUCGUCUAAUCUAUGAUAUCUUAUGCUACUGCCUAGAAGUGAUUUAGUUGUGGUAAGACAAAAAAAUUAAUUUGUUUUGGUUACAUAUAUAGUGCACCCCCAUCCCCACCCCCCAGAAAGUAUAUUCUUUGAGAAAAAUAUUUUGGAUACUAAAGUAGCUAAGACUCCUUUGCUGAAGGUAAGGGAGAAGUUAUAAAGAGGGUAUUUUUUCAAUGACAGUGUUUAUGUAGUAGUCUAUUUUUGUUUACGGACAUGGAAAGCAGUGUAUUUCAGGCAGCUCUAGUACAACUGUGAUAAUAUUUUGCUAAAAUAUUCUAGAUGUUAUUUAGCUAAUACAGUAGG